AUGACCACAACAACCACAACUGCCACGGAUGCAGGUUCUUCGAAAUCUAACUUUUCACUCUUUGUGCCCUCACUCAGCCAUGCAUCCUUAUUAGUACCCAAUCAGAGUUUUAUAAAACAUCCCAUUCUUCGUUCCGAUUCGGCUGUAUCAAGUUCUCGAUUUUUAAACAACUCUACUAACAUUAAGCAAUAUCCAUUUGGUGGACCUCAGAUGGAAAUUGUCUAUGAGGGUACAAGGAAAUUUUGUGGAUCACCAUUAACGAUACGGCCAUCAAGAAUACUGAUUGAGGAAUUGAGUGGAGAAGGAAUUCCAAAUGCAGAGGAUUUCUUUUCAACUGCCAAUGAAAGUAUUAUUUCACCUCUCAAUUUUAUUUUGAAACAUUAUGAAACUAGAAUGGAACAAUAUGAUCGAUUCUAUUAUAUCAUGUUGAUACUAUUUAUUUUCUUAUUCAUUUUCACUUUUUUCAUUGGAGGUUUCAUAUUUGUCUUUUUAAUUUACAUUGCACCACUACUAAAGAUGAGAUAUAUGAGGCGAUAUGAUAAGAAUGUAAAAACGAGGAUAAGGAAAAUGUUGGAGAAGGAAAAUGAAAAAUUAUUGAAAUAUGGAUUGGAGUGGGUGGUUUAUUAUAAAUUCAAACAAACUGUUUCAAAUUCGAUCAUGGUGGGGCAUUGGAUGGAGGUAACGAUCGUCCAAGAUGUCACUCUGAGGCUCAUUAGACUUGGUUCUCAAGUAACAUCGGAGGAUUAUCAAGACUUUCUUCAUGUUCCACCAACACCAACAACCUUAACACCAACCAAUUUGGAUUCUUUUUACACUUAUUCACCUCACGGCGCAUCUGCUGCAAGGAUUUUAACUGUGGAUGCUUUUACAAAUGUUCCUGCAACGGCAUAUAGAUUGGGCACUGCAACCAUGACUAAAUCAGCUCAAGAUCUUCAUAAAUCCCCUCCAAAAACCAAUGUUGUCACACCAGCGAACGGUGAUGAAGAUGUUGAAGAUAGACCUAAAAGUUCUACACUCUUUACAAGAAGUACUUCUCCUUUUUCAGGAACAGAGCAGAGUAAUGAUGUUGUUACACCAUUUGUGGCAACUGUUGUUGAUGAGGAAGAGCAAGAGGAGGAAGAAAAAUCACAAAACCAUUAUUCGAGUAGUGAUGCUGUAACUCCUGUAACUCCCUUUAGUACUGAAGACGUUUCAAAUGUUGACUUGAUUGACUAG
Naegleria gruberi is the source of this 1215-nucleotide messenger RNA. RefSeq lists its product as uncharacterized. Lineage: Eukaryota; Heterolobosea; Eutetramitea; Acrasida; Naegleriidae. The transcript has a single exon. The coding region runs from base 1 to 1215 and encodes 404 amino acids. The record is from RefSeq and is a predicted model, not a curated record.